AUGCGCCUCGUCUGGUACGCUGGGGCCUCGACGGCCCUCGCGGCCUCGGUGGUGGUCUCCGCCUUCCACCAGCGAUCGAAUUUCUACUCUGCGAUGGUUCACCUGUCGCAAAGUAAUCUAUGCUUGAUGAUCAUCAUCAACCUCAUCUAUCUGGUGUACGGCUCCUUCAUGUACUGUCUACAGCGGGUAUGCUUCGGUCAGCUCCGCCCGGUCGAGAUUGAGCAGCUCUACGAGAAGGCCUGGUUCGCCGUGACGGAGACCUGCCUGGCAAUGACCAUCUUCCGCGGCCAAUUCGGCGUCUUCUUCCUCGUCAUGUUCACAUCGCUCGUUACCGGGAAGGUCUGGGGGUGGAUCGGCGAGGGGAGGAUAGAGAUCCUGGAGCAGCAGCCGCCGUCGAACCCGCGACUGUUCCACACGAGGCUGAGCAUAUCGCUCAUUCUGAGCCUUAUCUACGACGUCGCCCUGCUGCACUAUUCCGUCUCGACGGUCAUCCAGCAAGCGCGACCGGACAUGAUGGUCAUGUUCCUCUUCGAGUUUGCGAUCCUGACCGUGUCGUCGGCACACACUGGUUUACGAUACAUCCUCUCCUUGAUGGAGGCGAGCAUCGUCAAGAAGCAGACACAACAGCGCCUGGAGGACCGGCGACGACAGAUCCGAGAAUCAAACAGGGAGAUACUGCGGCGAAGAGAGGCCGGUGAGGCGACCGAGGCUGAGAUGGAAGAGCCCUUGCCGAGCGAGGACGACGUGGACGAGAUGGAUAUCGAAGUUCCCGGUUGGGAAGCCAAGGGCCAAUGGGUCCUUUCCUUGGACCUUUGGUCAGAUUUCCUCAAGCUCUGCAUAUAUGGCGCUUUCUUCACUGUCCUUCUCAUCUUCUACGGUCUUCCCAUUCAUAUUAUGAGGGACCUCUUCCUGACUACGCGGUCUUUCAUUAAGCGUCUAGGCGCCCUGAUGCGUUACCGACAAGCGGUCAGAGAUAUGAACAAGUAUCCGGAUGCUACCGAGGAGGAGCUAUCGCGAGAGAACACGUGCAUAAUAUGCCGUGAGGAGAUGCACAUCUGGAACCCCAAUGACGCCACGCAAGUGGAGAGGUCACGUCCGAAGAAACUCCCAUGCGGACAUAUCCUGCAUUUUGGUUGUCUGAAGAGCUGGCUUGAGAGACAACAAGUUUGCCCCACCUGCCGCCGAUCUGUGGCCAUGGAUGGCCCGCAGGGUGCGGCCCGCAAUCGCGACGCCAUGAUGUUCCGGGUCGGCCUCAACUUCCCGGCAGGACAAAACCAAGCACAACCGCCAGCUAAUGGUGCUGCUCCCGGCGCGCAAAACAACGCUCCACAGGCUCCCCAGGCUGGCAACGGGGUCCGAAUGAUCAAUCUGGGCCCACUCCGCCUGGGUUUCGCUCAAGGUGGUGUCGAGGACAUUCAGAACAUGGCCCAGAGGCUUGGAAUGCCCCAAGACGUUGCCAACGGUGCAGCUGCCCCCCCUGCAGCCACACCACAACCUCAAGGGCAGGCGGCAUCUCUCGACGUCACUCCGGACGCUAUCUUUGCCCAGCUCCGGGAGAUUGAGCAGCGGAUACAACGGCAAACGCUAUCACUGCGUCUGGCGGAGCAGGAGACGGCGACGCUUCGGCUUUUACUUCUCGAGUUGCAGCGCAUCCGGCAAAUACAGACCGCCCUCGACGGAUCUGCUGCUGGCACUAACAACACAGCUGCUCCCGCCGGAGCUGCAGCCGUACCACAUGCCCCCGGCCUGCCCACCAUGAUGCCUCCACCUUUUAUUCCUGGUGUCCCCCAGCCUCCGUCAGCCUACACGCAAUUUCUGCCGAGGGUUAACUCUCCAUCGGUCACACGCCUUGGCGUUGAGGCAAAUGCUCAGGCUAUCCCUUCAGGCAGUGCCGAACUCCCCGAAGGGGUCAGCAUUCCGGCCGGCUGGACUCUGAUGCCGCUUCAACGCCUCGAUGCACACGCCACUAACUCUGGAAGUUCAUCAACUGCGAAUAGCCAAGCGCACCCUGGAGCAAACGCUACGUCAUCUGGCUCUGCCGUAGGCACUACAAGUCAGGCUUCUGCAUCAGCACCCGAAGUCAGCAACUUGGAGGCCGCACAGAAUGGCCACCGGCCAGUUAGUACGGGCGCUUCGGGUCAGGAAUCUACGGCCGCAUCGGCGGGAUUCUCGUUCAACACACCCCGGGAGCCGGUGCAGAUGGCGCAACCCACCCCCGUCCUGCCGAAUUGGGGCGGACGUGCCCAACUGUUUUCAAACGAGACUGGACACUUGCCUUUUGGCGUACAACAGAAUGGGGCAGACUCGUCCACACCUGGUACUCGUGAUCGUUCGGUUGAUUCGCAAGCGAGGUCAGAGGCGCCAAAGGCGGCAGACUCGCCUGCUGUUCACGCACCGCCGGAGGAAGGAUCAAGUAAUGAAGGAUCCAGCAGUGAGGACAAGGGCAAGGGAAAAGCUCGAUCCGUCACGGUGGAGGAGGCAGAGGAUGAGGAUGCUUGA
Molecule: messenger RNA, 2499 nt
Organism: Thyridium curvatum
Lineage: Eukaryota; Fungi; Ascomycota; Sordariomycetes; Thyridiales; Thyridiaceae
Exons: 4
Coding region: 1-2499 (832 amino acids)
Cellular component (GO): cytoplasm
Molecular function (GO): zinc ion binding
Source: RefSeq, a predicted model, not a curated record